This is a messenger RNA of Gilbertella persicaria, 1851 nucleotides long. RefSeq names its product kinase-like domain-containing protein. Gene Ontology annotation, molecular function: ATP binding; protein kinase activity. The record is from RefSeq and is a predicted model, not a curated record. Lineage: Eukaryota; Fungi; Mucoromycota; Mucoromycetes; Mucorales; Choanephoraceae. Gene Ontology annotation, biological process: protein phosphorylation. Bases 40 to 1764 code for a protein of 574 amino acids. The transcript is spliced from 5 exons.
CUUUCUCAAUAAUAAUACAUUUCUUCUUCUUUUUCUUUUAUGUUUCAUCAACUAAAGAACCUAUUUCGCAGCAACAAUCACAAUAAGCUCACAAGCAAUCCGGAACAACGUAAAGCACAUACAAAGCAAACUGCUGAGCGUAUUGUUCAAGAAGAAAACAUUGCAAAAUCAAAAUUACCUAAUUAUGAAGGGCUGUCUCAAUACCAGCUAUUAAAGAAAUUGGGCGAGGGUGCCUUUUCUAAUGUCUAUAAAGCCAUGGACAAAAAAUCUGGUCAGCACGUCGCUAUAAAAAUAGUUAGAAAGUUCGAAUUGAAUCAAAUUCAGAAAGCAAGUGUGCUAAAAGAGGUACAAAUUAUGCGCACUUUGAACCAUCCGUCCAUUAUUAAAAUGCUUGCAUUUAUCGAAACAAGCGAUUAUUACUUUUUAGUGCUUGAAUUAAUGAAUGGUGGUGAAAUCUUUCAUCAGAUUGUACAGCUUACUUAUUUCAGUGAAGACCUUGCUCGUCAUUGCAUUCGACAAGUAGCUGAAGGUAUACGAUACUUGCAUGAAGAACGUGGCGUUGUGCACCGAGAUAUUAAGCCAGAAAAUAUUUUAUUUGAAUCAAUUCCUUUCAUGGAACGAAAGACAAGUCCUUUACCAACCCAGCCUGAGAAUGAAGAUGAGCCAAAAGAAGAUGAAGGCGAAUUUGUCUAUGGUCUAGGUGGUGGUGGUAUUGGUAAAGUCAAGAUUGCUGAUUUUGGUCUUUCUAAGGUAGUCUGGGAUAAACAUACCAUGACGCCUUGUGGCACUGUAGGUUACACUGCGCCUGAAAUCGUUAGAGAUGAAAGGUAUUCAAAAUCUGUAGACAUGUGGGCACUAGGGUGUGUGCUUUACACUAUGUUGUGCGGAUUUCCCCCGUUCUAUGACGAAAGUAUUGCCACACUUACCCAAAAAGUAGCUAAAGGUCAAUAUGUGUUCUUAAGUCCUUGGUGGGAUCAUAUCUCAGUGGAUGCUAAGCAUUUAGUACGCCAUUUGUUAGAUGUAAAUCCAAAAAAAAGAUAUACGAUUGAUCAGUUUUUGUCGCAUCCUUGGAUGCUUCGACAGGAUACUCCUAUGUCUUCUGCUCCUGUGUCUCAGAUCAUUUCAUCAACAACACAAGAACAAAAAGAAAAGAGAAUUGAUUCACCGGAUCUAUUAGUUCCCGCAUCUACCACUACAUCCGUUGCAGCUGAAACUGUGUCAAUGGUGCCUUCAUCGCCACAGAGUAUUCCGCGCUCCAGCAAAAGAAAAGAUGCGUUUUUAUCUGGCAUUGCUUCUAUGAAAGAAGCAUUUGAUGUAUCCUAUGCAGUACACCGCAUGGGAGAAGAACGAGCUAAACGUAAAGAAAACAAGAAGUUAAAUUUGCACGAACAACAAAUGCGAUUUCAAAUGCUAAAUGGACCUUCUUUAUCAGAUAGUGAAGAAGAAGACUUAUCCAAAGACGAUAUUAGCUCUGAUUCUACUGCGUCAUCUUCUUCAAAUGAUGAUGAAAAACAUCACGAGCGUCAGAUUGAGUCACUUAGUAAGGCACUGAAUGAUACUCAUGUUGAAGACAAAAGAAAGAGUACACUUAUUCGGAAACUAGCAGGAGGACUAAAGGCUGAUCAACCGCCAACACAAAAGAAACGUUUAUUUGAUAGUCCACAUGUGGUAAAUCAAAAGCCAAAAUCCGGCUUUGAACUAAACAUUAAUAAUGCUACAUUGCUUGGUAGAAGAAAAAAUGUGCCGCUUGUACAUGACGAAUAAUAAAUAUUUGUUACAAUAACUUCAGGUGAUUAUUUACUAACUCAAACCUUAUUUUUAUUGGUUCUCAAUAAGCUACGUAAGCCAGCA